UCAGGAGAAGAUCACCGUGGGUGAGUUGGCCUCGCUAUUAAACCAUGAACUUCGAGUUCUCCGUCGUUGUUGGAGACAAACAAGUGUUUCUUGAUCCAACCAACACAUACCCACCUUUUUUAAAAGCUAUGCUCAUAAAUGCCUCUCAAAUCCACAUUUUCAGCAUUUUCCACCUCAAAAGCAGCUCUUUUGCCUUUCUAGACCCCUCCAAUGGCUAUUCUUUCUCCAUCCUCUUCCGUUUCAAAGGAACCCUUGUCCUUCCCACUCUCAAUUCAAGGAAGCAAUUCUAAAUAUUUAUCAUUGAGAGAACAGACAAUCUUUGGUGCUAAAGGGAAAUUAGGUGCAUUUGAGCAGACCCAGUUGAAACUAUACAAUGAUUCGAACUAUUCAGGUCUGAAAAUGAAGGCUUCCAGGGAUCCUUCUUGGCUGAUCAGCGAAAUCAAAAGUGACAAGCUGGAGAGCCCAGCAACUAAAAGUGAUACUGACUUAUUUGAUGAGAUGAAACAACGAUUUUUGAGUUUCAAAAAGCAUAAAUACAUAGAAAACCUGGAGCACUUUCAAAAUCUUGCCAAGGGUCAAGCCCCAAAGUUUAUGGUGAUUGCUUGUGCAGACUCCAGGGUUUGCCCCUCAAACAUCCUGGGAUUCCAACCAGGAGAAGCAUUUAUGGUGCGCAAUGUUGCAAAUAUGGUCCCCUCAUAUGAGAGCGGACCAUCAGAAACAAAUGCUGCUCUGGAAUUUGCUGUAAAUUCUCUCAAGGUUGAAAACAUUUUAGUUAUUGGCCACAGUUGCUGUGGAGGCAUUCGUGCACUAAUGAGCAUGCAUGAUGAUGUUGAAACAAGUAGCUUCAUUGGAAGUUGGGUGGUAGUUGGGAUGAAUGCAAGGUUAAGAACAAAGGCUGCUGCAUCCAAUCUCAAUUUUGAUCGGCAGUGCAGGCACUGUGAAAAGGAAUCAGUCAACUGUUCAUUAGGAAAUCUCCUUACUUACCCUUGGAUAGAAGAAAAAGUGAGGAAUGGUGAACUCUCCAUUCAUGGCGGCUACUAUGACUUCAUUGACUGCACAUUUGAGAAAUGGACUCUGGAUUACAAGGCAAGCAAUUUGAAGGAGGAGAGCCGCAAAGUUGCAAUAAAGAACAAAACAUUUUGGUGCUAAAUUUAUCUUUGCUUCGUAUGUUGUACUAAUAUGUGUUGUUUGAUGUUCUUCUGUUUUGUGCCUAAGAAUAAUUUUGUUCCCUUGAAUCAAGGGAAUAACUACCUUGUUAUAAGGUGUUGUAAUUAUUUUUCCUUUUUGAUGUUUUAAGUUGUUGUAUAACGCUUACCACCUUCAUGCAAUUUCCAGUAAAUGAUGUAUUCAACCUUUCUUGUACC
This is a messenger RNA of Manihot esculenta (cassava), 1364 nucleotides long. Its product is annotated as beta carbonic anhydrase 5, chloroplastic. The transcript has 9 exons. Bases 211 to 1149 code for a protein of 312 amino acids. The record is from RefSeq and is a predicted model, not a curated record. Lineage: Eukaryota; Viridiplantae; Streptophyta; Magnoliopsida; Malpighiales; Euphorbiaceae. Gene Ontology annotation, molecular function: carbonate dehydratase activity; zinc ion binding. Gene Ontology annotation, biological process: carbon utilization.